CUUUCAUUGAGUUUCCAACCUCAAAUCUGUUUACAACUAAUGAUUGAAAAGACGAUGAAAAUGUGUAAAUUGACUUUAAUGGAAAGUUUAAUGUGAUGUUUAAGGAUAAAAAGCAAUUGGAAUACCUGAAAGAGAAAUGGUUAAAAGUUCAUUAUCAAACUGAUUAACAACCCUGAUGCAUCUUCCCGUAUAAAUGAUGAUUCAAUUGUGUUAAUACUUUGACUUGGACCAAACUUUGAAGUCUAAUCGAAUGAUCGAUAAUAAUUGUGUAACGAAAUGUUCAGAUGAACAUUUAUCUCCAUCUCAACCGAACAACAAGAAUAGUUUAAAUGGAAAUUGUAACAAUUCUUCAAAUCAUCCAACAUGUUCCAUGACAAGUUCAACACUACUCGAGGUUCACAAAGGUCGUCCUGUUAAGUUGACAGUAAAGGUGAUUGUACCAGUUAAGGAUCAUCCAAAUUUUAAUUUCAUAGGGAAACUUUUAGGACCAAAAGGCAACUCAUUGAAAUGGCUUCAAGAAGAGACUCAAACAAAAAUGGCCAUUCUUGGGAAGGGGUCAAUGAGGGACAAGAAAAAGGAAGAAGAUCUGCAAAAUUCAGGCGAUCCAAAAUAUCAUCACCUUAACGAGGAUCUUCAUGUUGAAAUCAGUGCUUUUGCCCCACCAGCCGAGGCUUACUCAAGGGUUGGCCAUGCUUUGCACCAAGUUCAACGUUUUCUUGUUCCAGACUAUUAUGAUGAUAUAAGGCAGCAACAACUUCGAGAACUCGGAGUUUUGAGCGUCAAUCGAAAGCCAAGCGGUUCAUAUCAUUCAACGGAAUCCACUGAAAAUGGAGAAGAAGAAAAGGACGAAAAAGACGAAGAUGAAGAUGACCCAAUUGACCAAGAACAGGGAAUCGAUGAACAAGAAAAUGAAAAUGAAAAUCGAGUUGUAAAGUGCAACCAUGAAAAUGAUGAAGCCGAGAUUUACUCUAGUCAGUUGACCUCACAGUUGAAGUUGAUAAAAGAUUGUCACCAAAUUCAUCACAACCAACACAAUCAUCAUCACCAUCAUUAUAACCAUCGUAAACCUGAGCAACACAAAACUCAUCAAAAUUACUCAACUCAAGUUGGUCAUAAUUUUCAUUCCCAGCAACCCUUUCCUUCCAACCAGCAUCAUUACCAACAUCAACAACUAAAGUGUCCAAAUUGUUUACCAAAUUUACUCUCAUCAAGUUUAGGAGGAAAACUAAAGAUGACUAAACCAGUGCCAAUAAAGUUCACUUCAUCAUCUCUCUCAUCAUCAACCCUGGAACCCUCAUCAUUUACCUGUGAAUAUGAAAUGAGCACAAAAAGGUGCAGUUGUCCUCAUCCAUUUGAUACAGAAAACUCAGAUGAAACAUGGAACACUCAGAGAACUUGUAAAACCAUUCGGAAUCGAUUUCAAUUGAUGCCCUAUUCCAAACGUACAAGAAAACUUUAUGACUAAUUGCAUGAUCAUGCAAAUUCAAGACGCAGUUUAAUGUUAAGAUGCUGGAUCGAUUAGAAAUGUUACAUAAACAAAAAGGCUUCCCAGGAAAACUCAACAUUUGGAGACUUGAACUCACUGAGCAAUGGUGACAUUUGAAUACAAUAGCUCCAUCUUGAGAGUUGAAUUAAGAAUGUAUCUGAAUGCUCAUAACUAUUGAUAUUUACACAUUGAAAUAAACAUUCAAACAUUUAUUCAUUCAUCUUCAUUAAUUAAUG
This is a messenger RNA of Tetranychus urticae (two-spotted spider mite), 1722 nucleotides long. RefSeq lists its product as uncharacterized. The record is from RefSeq and is a predicted model, not a curated record. Gene Ontology annotation, molecular function: mRNA binding. Gene Ontology annotation, cellular component: nucleus. Lineage: Eukaryota; Metazoa; Arthropoda; Arachnida; Trombidiformes; Tetranychidae. Gene Ontology annotation, biological process: regulation of alternative mRNA splicing, via spliceosome.